Molecule: messenger RNA, 1099 nt
Organism: Mangifera indica (mango)
Lineage: Eukaryota; Viridiplantae; Streptophyta; Magnoliopsida; Sapindales; Anacardiaceae
Exons: 2
Coding region: 150-779 (209 amino acids)
Source: RefSeq, a predicted model, not a curated record
CCAAAAAGAUCAAUUUGUUCCGCGGGCCGCAUCAAUAACCAGCUAGUGUUGUUGUUGCGGCUGCCGGCUUUAAGAAAAAUCUUACGUAAAAGUUUCAAUUUCUUUGUGUAUAUAUUAUUAUUGCGUUGUUUUUUGUAUUGUGAAUAGAGAUGGAUAACAUUAAUCAGAAGGAUAUUAAUCGUGCAAGUGUGACGUCGUCGUCUACGUGUUGUUCAUCUUCGUUAGAAGCGCCGACGGUAGUGCAGGAGUCGAGGGAGGUAGAUGAGUUGCAGCGGAUGCCGUUGGCUCCGACGUUGUGGAAGAACAAGAAGAUGUUGUCGAAGCAGCUGUCCAUGCGUGAAACGCCGCGUGACAUUGCAUGGGAGAGGCGGCGGCGCCAGAUUUUGCGGCAAGAGCGGCGAAAAUCGCAUGACGCUAAUGAUCCGGACCAGUACUUGACCGAUGAAGACUUGAAUGAAUUGAAAGGAUGCAUCGAGCUUGGUUUUGGAUUCAACGAAGAAGAGGGUCAGCAAUUAACCCCCACAUUGCCGGCUUUGGACCUUUAUUUCGCUGUCAACCGUCAGCUUUCUAUCAGCCCAGUCUCAACCCCGCGGAGCGCCCAACAUUCCACCUCCUCAUUCGGCGGUAGUUCAUCCUCAUUCGGUAGUCCAAGGAGCGACUCGGAUUGGAAAAUUUGUAGCCCAGGGGACAAUCCUCAGCAGGUGAAGACGAAGUUGAGACAUUGGGCACAAGCAGUGGCAUGUUCUGUGAUGCAAUCCUCCCAAAGUGACAUUCCAUGAAUGGUUUUGUACAGAGAAUAAAGAAUAAGAACGAGAGAAGAAAACACAGAAGGAGGAGGCCGCGGGAUCUCUUUGAUCAUGAUGGAGGCCUGGGAAUUAAUUUACUUUUUGUUUAAAGUCUCUUGUUUGAGACCUGAAAAUAUGUAAAAUUUCAGUGUUAGUGUUGAGGUGGGAAUUAAGUAAAGCAAUCUGCAAUUGAUUGUAGCCAUUUUGAUCUCUUUCCUUAUUAAUCAAGGAUUGAGGUAAAUGUUAUGUAAAAACAUUACUGUUAAAUGUAGUUUGUAAAAAUUAAUUUAUACAAUCAUGUUGAUCUUUUCUCA